Messenger RNA from Tyto alba (common barn owl), 1594 nucleotides. RefSeq names its product general transcription factor IIE subunit 1. The transcript has 4 exons. NCBI's taxonomy places the organism in Eukaryota, Metazoa, Chordata, Aves, Strigiformes, Tytonidae. Gene Ontology annotation, cellular component: transcription factor TFIIE complex. Gene Ontology annotation, biological process: transcription open complex formation at RNA polymerase II promoter; transcription initiation at RNA polymerase II promoter. Bases 1 to 1263 code for a protein of 420 amino acids. The record is from RefSeq and is a predicted model, not a curated record.
AUGGAAGAGAAAAAGGUCAUCCGAGAGAUCCCAGCGGUCCUAAAGCGUCUGGCCAAAUUUAUAGUGCGCGGUUUCUAUGAAGCCGAGUACUCCCUGGCCCUCGAUAUACUGAUCCGCUACCCCUGCGUGAAAGAGGAUGACUUGUUACAGUUGCUCAAGUAUGAGCGUAAGCAGCUGCGUACCAUCCUCAACACACUCAAGGCAGACAAGCUUGUGAAGCUGCGUAUGCGAGUUGAAACAGGACCUAACGGGAAGAGCACGAGGCACAAUUACUAUUACAUCAACUACAAGGUGCUGGUGGAUGUGGUAAAAUACAAACUGGAUCACGUACGCCGGAAAAUAGAAGCGGAUGAGCGGGAUUCAACUACCAGGUCCUCUUUUAAAUGUCCGUCUUGUUCCAGCACUUACACGGACCUGGAAGUCAAACAGCUCUUUGAUGUAUUUACAGAGACUUUCCGCUGUACUUACUGCAACACUGAAGUAGAGGAAGAUGCCUCCACGCUUCCCAAGCGCGAUGCUCGAACCUUGCUAGCAAAAUUCAAUGAGCAGAUUGAACCUAUCUUUGUGCUGCUGCGUGAGACUGAAGAUAUUGUUCUGCCGUAUGACUUGCUGGAGCCUGAGCCAACAGAAAUACCAGAAUUAUCAGAAAGCUUUGAUCAGAAGGUGGGUUCAAGUGUGCUGGAAUCCCGCAGCCAACCUGAAAAGUGGGCCAACAGAAGUUCUUCUUUUGGCAAUCUGUACACCCAACACCUAGUUAUCGAUGUCCAAGACUCUGAGCCCAAGAAGAAAACAAGAGAAAAGCCAACUAAAGAGCAGCCUACCUGGCUGUCACAGAGCACCGUGGAAGGAGCAACAACAGCCACCAACAACAGUGUUGGAGUAAAUGCUUCUGAAGAAAGUGUUAAAGAAACUGUCACUGAUAAUGACAUCAUCAAGACUCUUCUGAUCCAUGAAUCCAAGUCGUCGUUUAGCACAGACCAGGCUCCUGCUGUCAAAAGCAAACUACCUGAAUCAGGCAGCGAUACCAGUGAGUCUGAAGAAGAUGCCAAGGGCUCGAGAAAAACAGGAAUGCAAGGAGCAGGCAGCAACUUUGAACAAGAGGAGGAACAGGAAAUGCAAGGUCCUAUUUUAAUGGUAGCUGGUCAGCCUCGUUCAUAUAGUGAAGUUAGUGAAAAUCCAGAGCUUGUGUCUCUCAUGACAAAGGAAGAGAGAGAAGCUUAUAUAAAAGUGGGGCAAGAAAUAUUCCAGUCUGUCUUUGAAUAAACACUACUGUAUGAAUAUGCAAAGUUGUAUAGAAUGGGUGGUUUCUUUUGAAAUAAGACAAGUUAGUCUAAUAGUUUAUGUUCUUUGAAGCUUACCACUGAAGGGUUUUGUUUGAGCUCCAUGCUAUUAUGCAAACAUUAAUCCUGUAGUAGGUAACAACAAUUCAAAAUAUUAGCGUUGCAGCAAAAGCAACCCGAAGUUAGUAUGGGUUUUCUGUUGUCUUAAUGCUUAGACUUGGUGAAGGCUGUAAUUAGUUUUGGAGCACGAAUCAUUUCAGGAUACAUUGGGAUCCGAUUAAAAUAAAGUUUCAAAAGCAAUGUUGCAACUUAUU